AUGAUGCUGGAGCGGCUGAAAGAGAAGCACCUCCGAGAGAUGGAGGAUCUACAGGCUCAGCUGGAGAGCAAGGUGGCACUUAAAUAUCUAGCAGUGUUUCAACUGUACUCCUGAAGCAAUCCAUAUUUCACUGUGUCGUGUUUACUUUAUCAGAGACAUAGAUUUGAUGUAGCUAGACGGGACAGUCCCACUCCUUUAUCAGAGACAUAGAUUUGGUGUAGCUAGAUGGGGCAGUCCCACUCCUUUAUCAGAGACAGAUAUUUGGUGUAGCUAGAUGGGGCAGUCCCACUCCUUUAUCAGAGACAGAGAUUUGGUGUAGCUAGAUGGGGCAGUCCCACUCCUUUAUCAGAGACAUAGAUUUGGUGUAGCUAGAUGGGGCAGUCCCACUCCUUUAUCAGAGACAUAGAUUUGAUGUAGCUAGAUGGGGCAGUCCCACUCCUUUAUCAGAGACAUAGAUUUGGUGUAGCUAGAUGGGGCAGUCCCACUCCUUUAUCAGAGACAUAGAUUUGAUGUAGCUAGAUGGGGCAGUCCCACUCCUUUAUCAGAGACAGAUUUGAUGUAGCUAGAUGGGGCAGUCCCACUCCUUUAUCAGAGACAGAGAUUUGGUGUAGCUAGAUGGGACAGCCCCACUCCUUUAUCAGAGACAGAGAUUUGAUGUAGCUAGAUGGGGCAGUCCCACUCCUUUAUCAGAGACAGAGAUUUGGUGUAGCUAGACGGGACAGUCCCACUCCUUUAUCAGAGACAUAGAUUUGGUGUAGCUAGAUGGGGCAGUCCCACUCCUUUAUCAGAGACAGAGAUUUGGUGUAGCUAGAUGGGGCAGUCCCACUCCUUUAUCAGAGACAGAGAUUUGGUUGUAGCUAGAUGGGGGCAGUCCCCACUCCUUUAUCAGAGACAUAGAUUUGGUGUAGCUAGAUGGGGCAGUCCCACUCCUUUAUCAGAGACAUAGAUUUGAUGUAGCUAGAUGGGGCAGUCCCACUCCUUUAUCAGAGACAGAUUUGAUGUAGCUAGAUGGGGCAGUCCCACUCCUUUAUCAGAGACAGAGAUUUGGUGUAGCUAGAUGGGGCAGUCCCACUCCUUUAUCAGAGACAGAGAAUUGGUGUAGCUAUAAUAUAAUAAUAUGCCAUUUAGCAGACGCUUUUAUCCAAAGCGACUUACAGUCAUGCGUGCAUACAUUUUUGUGUAUGGGUGGUCCCGGGGAUCGAACCCACUACCUUGGCGUUACAAGCGCCGGGCUCUACCAGUUGAGCUACAGAGGACCACAUAGCUAGAUGGGGCAGUCCCACUCCUUUAUCAGAGACAGAGAUUUGGUGUAGCUAGAUGGGGCAGUCCCACUCCUUUAUCAGAGACAGAGAUUUGGUGUAGCUAGAUGGGACAGUCCCACUCCUUUAUCAGAGACAGAGAUUUGGUGUAGCUAGAUGGGGCAGUCCCACUCCUUUAUCAGAGACAGAGAUUUGAUGUAGCUAGAUGGGACAGUCCCACUCCUUUAUCAGAGACAGAUAUUUGGUGUAGCUAGAUGGGGCAGUCCCACUCCUUUAUCAGAGACAGAGAUUUGGUGUAGCUAGAUGGGGCAGUCCCACUCCUUUAUCAGAGACAGAGAUUUGAUGUAGCUAGACGGGACAGUCCCACUCCUUUAUCAGAGACAGAGAUUUGGUGUAGCUAGAUGGGGCAUUCCCACUCCUUUAUCAGAGACAGAGAUUUGGUGUAGCUAGAUGGGACAGUCCCACUCCUUUAUCAGAGACAGAUAUUUGGUGUAGCUAGAUGGGGCAGUCCCACUCCUUUAUCAGAGACAUAGAUUUGGUGUAGCUAGAUGGGGCAGUCUCACUCCUUUAUCAGAGACAGAGAUUUGAUGUAGCUAGAUGGGGCAGUCCCACUCCUUUAUCAGAGACAGAGAUUUGGUGUAGCUAGAUGGGGCAGUCCCACUCCUUUCGUAUUGUUUGUGCUUUUAUUGAACAGAUAGGACAUUGGCAGUAUGGGAAGACAGGAAAGGUAGGAGGUAGAGUCAAAGGCCAGUGGAUUGGAUUGGAACCCAUGCUGACUCGGCCAUAUAUAUGUGUGCCAGGCUCAGCAGCUCUACUCACAGACCUGGGCCACACAGACCACACUGGGCAGUGUUUUUGUUCUGAUAUAGUUGGAUAUGAUUUUCCCCCAUGUCAUUGCAGGUGAGUGAAUUUGACCAGAAGGUGGAGGCCCAGAAGGCAGCCUUGUCUCUGCAGUACAUGGAGGAGAUCCAGGCUCUACGGGGGGAGAUGUCCAGCAGCCAGAACCGAGCCCUGGAGCUUCAGGCCCAGCUAGAGCAGGCGGUGGAGGAAAGGGCUGGCCUGGAGCAGAGGCAGGCGAUGGAGGAAAGGGCUGGCCUGGAGCAGAGGCAGGCGAUGGAGAGGGAAGAGCUGGAGCACCAACAAGAGGAGGAAGUGAGUAGAGGACUGUGUGGCUCAGUUGGUAAAAGCAUGGCACUUGCAGGGAAUCGUGGGUUCGAUUCUAUGCUGGGGCCACCCACAUACAAAAAUGUAUGCACUCCGUGAUGUAAGUUGCUUUGGCAUAUAUUAUAAUACAUUACAUUUUGAUUUCUAUUAGGUGAGCUGCCUGAAGCAGGAGCUCCUAGAGGCCCCCACCCAGGCUGCCGACAUGGAGGGCCUGGAGGGCCUACAGGCGAAGGCUGAGCCGGGCCUGGACAAAGAGAUGCAGGAGUUAAGGAAACAACAUGCUGUGGAACUCUACAAGCUGGGCGAGGAGCACAAAGAGGAGAUCCUUUUGACCAGGACGGAAGAAGAAGAGAGGGGGAAGCUACAGGAGGAGAGAGCUGAGGUGGAGAGGAGGCUGUCAGAGGAGUGGGAGAGGGAGAAGGUGGAGUUACAGCAGAGACACGAGGAGGCAGUGAAGGCUAGGAUAGAGGAGGUGAGUGUCAGGUUCCAGGUGGAGCGAGAGGAGCUGGAGAUGCGACUCGCGGAGGAGUGGGAGAGGGAGAAGGUGGAGUUACAGCAGAGACACGAGGAGGCAGUGAAGGCUAGGAUAGAGGAGGUGGAGAUGCGACUCACGGAGGAGUGGCAGAGGGAGAAGGUGGAGUUACAGCAGAGACACGAGGAGGCAGUGAAGGCUAGGAUAGAGGAGGUGGAGAUGCGACUCACGGAGGAGUGGCAGAGGGAGAAGGUGGAGUUACAGCAGAGACACGAGGAGGCAGUGAAGGCUAGGAUAGAGGAGGUGAGUAGCAGGUUCCAGGUGGAGCGAGAGGAGCUGGAGAUGAGACUCGCGGAGGAGUGGGAGAGGGAGAAGGUUCUGUUGGACGAGCAGACUAAAGCGUCGCUGCAGACUGUGUUAGAGGAGCAGGAGAACAGGGAGGCCAGGCUCACUGAGCAGUGGGAGCUGGAACGAGCUCGGCUCCAGCAGUGUCGUGAGGUGGCUCUCCUCACCGGGUUAGCCGAGGAGCGCCGGAAGCAGCAGGAGGAGACGGAGAGGAGGCUGAGGGAGGACUGGCACAGGGAGAGACUCCAGCUAGAGGAGGACUAUGAGGGGAUGCUUCAGGAGCGGCUGCAGGAGGAGAGGGAGGAGGUGGAGAAGAGGUUGGGGAAGAUGAUGGAGGAGGAGAAGGAGAGGCUAAAGGAGGUCCACAGACAUGCUGUGCAGGACCUGAGUGCCAAACACAGUGAGGAGAGGGAACAGCUCAGCUGUCUACUGGAUAAACUGCGGGAGGACAUCGCUGAGAAAAGGUAAGACUGUCUAACUGUAAUGAAAUCAGCUUAUAAACUAUUUCCUUUUAUUAAAUUGUUUAGGGUUUUUAGUCCCAGCAUUGACAAUUUGUCCAUUAAAACCUGCAUUCUUGAUAAAAACCAUAAUCAUGUUUACUUUAUGUCAGUGUUGUAGUACUCAAGACCACAUAUUGAGUGUCUCGGUCUUGUCUCUGUGCCGGAUACAUUUGUACUCGGCUUGACUUGGUCUCGGACAGUGAGGACUCGUAAUUUCUUCCCGAGACCAGCGCAGUAAAAAAGUCAUUAUCAGCUUCCAUUCAGUCAGCUCAUAAAACCGCUUCUCCAGGCCAAAUAAAGACUCUCCUUUAUUGAACCAUUAAUAUCUUAACAGCCUUUAUAUCUAUUAUAGACAUGUUUGAUCAGUGGUGAACCUAUAGGCCUUCAGUGGUGAACCUAUAGGCCUUCAGUGGUGAACCAAUAGGCCUUCAGUGGUGAACCUAUAGGCCUUCAGUGUGUGAACCUAUAGGCCUUCAGUGGUGAACCUAUAGGCCUUCAGUGGUGAACCUAUAGGCCUUCAGUGGUGAACCUAUAGGCCUUCAGUGGUGAACCUAUAGGCCUUCAGUGUGUGAACCUAUAGGCCUUCAGUGGUGAACCUAUAGGCCUUCAGUGUGUGACAGUGGUGAACCUAUAGGCCUUCAGUGUGUGACAGUGGUGAACCUAUAGGCCUUCAGUGUGUGACAGUGGUGAACCUAUAGGCCUUCAGUGUGUGACAGGUUCGUGAUUCUGAAAGGACAGCAACCUUUUAAUAACAGCGCACUCAUGUAGGAGAGUGCACUUUUUUUGCAAAACACCAAAGGACCAGUGGUGGUGUGGAGGGUAUACUUAGGUAUUUUUCAGUGGGCGUUGCCGUAUACUCACGUCUUAAUCCCUACUGAUGCGUAUCAAAGUAGUGUAGUGGAGGGUAUACGAUUGAUCAAUGAUGUAGUACAAUAGAGAAAUCAUGCGCAAAGUAGCCUACACAAUCGCAAAGCACGUGAAAUAUAUUCACAUGGGCGCUGCACACAUAGCCUAGUUUCAGCGGAAUACCAUCUGCAGGCAGCAAGAGUGUGCAGCUCUCAACUGGUUUUGGCAUGAAGCAGCUCACAGAAGAAUGACAUCGGUAGCCGGUAGGGCAGGAAAACACAUUUCACCUUAUGAUAUCUACCGGUAAAUGCUAACUAAGGCAACAAUGGGUAUGCAAACCAGGUAUUGGAAAACGUUUAGUCCAAAGUUAUUGGUUAGUAGGCUAUUUGUGAUGUGCAAUUAUCAUCAUGUGCUCUUUGCAUCAGGGGCGUAGACAUGGAUGGGCCUGGGUGGACAGAGACCCACCCACUGGGGAGCCGGGCCCUGACAGGCCCACCCACUGGGGAGCCAGGCCCUGACAGGCCCAACCAAUGGGGAGCCAGGCCCUGACAGGCCCACCCACUGGGGAGCCAGGCCCUGACAGGCCCACCCACUGGGGAGCCAGGCCCUGACACGCCCACCCACUGGGGAGCCAGGCCCUGACAGGCCCACCCAAUCAGAUUGUUUUGGUCUUAGAUCAUAACAUUUUUGUAUUUUUUCUAUGUAAAAACAAAAAGGGUGCCUUUCGUUCGCUGGGCCGUUUGGGAAAUUUUAGGCAAAAUUAGAGUAUACCCACUUCUCCAGGCACCGCUACACCCCUGGAUAGGGCCGAAGGAAAGACAGCAGUCACACAGCAUGAUGUUAAAGGAUAAGCAGUCACACAGCAUGAUGUUAAAGGAUAAGCAGUCACACACAGCAUGAUGUUAAAGGAUAAGCAGUCACACAGCAUGAUGUUAAAGGAUAAGCAGUCACACAGCAUGAUGUUAAAGGAUAAGCAGUCACACACAGCAUUAUGUUAAAGGAUAAGCAGUCACACACAGCAUUAUGUUAAAGGAUAAGCAGUCACACAGUAUGAUGUUAAAGGAUAAGCAGUCACACAGCAUGAUGUUAAAGGAUAAGCAGUCACACAGCAUUAUGUUAAAGGAAAGCAGUCACACAGCAUGAUGUUAAAGGAUAAGCAGUCACACAGCAUGAUGUUAAAGGAUAAGCAGUCACACAGCAUGAUGUUAAAGGAUAAGCAGUCACACAGCAUGAUGUUAAAGGAUAAGCAGUCACACAGCAUGAUGUUAAAGGAUAAGCAGUCACACAGCAUGAUGUUAAAGGAUAAGCAGUCACACAGCAUGAUGUUAAAGGAUAAGCAGUCACACACAGCAUGAUGUUAAAGGAUAAGCAGUCACACAGCAUGAUGUUAAAGGAUAAGCAGUCACACACAGCAUGAUGUUAAAGGAUAAGCAGUCACACAGCAUGAUGUUAAAGGAUAAGCAGUCACACAGCAUGAUGUUAAAGGAUAAGCAGUCACACAGCAUGAUGUUAAAGGAUAAGCAGUCACACAGCAUGAUGUUAAAGGAUAAGCAGUCACACAGCAUGAUGUUAAAGGAUAAGCAGUCACCAGCAUAAGGAAAGCAGUCACACAGCAUGAUGUUAAAGGAUAAGCAGCCACACAGCAUGAUGUUAAAGGAUAAGCAGCCACACAGCAUGAUGUUAAAGGAUAAGCAGUCACACAGCAUGAUGUUAAAGGAUAAGCAGUCACACAGCAUGAUGUUAAAGGAUAAGCAGUCACACAGCAUGAUGUUAAAGGAUAAGCAGUCACACAGCAUGAUGUUAAAGGAUAAGCAGUCACACAGCAUGAUGUUAAAGGAUAAGCAGUCACACAGCAUGAUGUUAAAGGAUAAGCAGUCCACACAGCAUGAUGUUAAAGGAUAAGCAGUCACACAGCAUGAUGUUAAAGGAUAAGCAGUCACACAGCAUGAUGUUAAAGGAUAAGCAGUCACACAGCAUGAUGUUAAAGGAUAAGCAGUCUAUAAACUCAGACAUAAUAAGUCAGUAGGUUCCAAUCAUAAGAAUACAAAAACACAACCAUUAAGCAUUUCCCAAUCGAAAUGUAUAACUAUUACUUCCCAUUGCAAAAAACAUUUCAAGGUUAGCGCACAAAGUGACCUUUGACCUAGUUUAAAGUGGACCUGACAGUGUUUUAACUACUUUGCAGAGAUUAAACAAUCAUAUCAGUCAAAAAUAUCAAAUUCCCAGAUUAUGCUACAAAAUCAACUUUUAUAAUAGGUUUUAUUUUUGACUCAACGUUCCACGACGUACACUAAGGCAUUAUUGGCAGAAUAGAUGGAUGCAGUUUAAUGCAUGAUUAAUAUAAUUCACCAGUACAUUUCUUGGUAGCACAACAAAUAUUGCUAUCAGGUUGUAAAUCACAGCUGACAUUAUUUGCUGCCUCCAUUCGGGAUGCACUGUUUCAGUUUCAAUGACUCAAUAUUCUGGACAAAAACGGACGAUAACUAAGGCUGGGAAUGUCAAUACAAUCAAACUAGCAAGGGCAACGAUCACAAGUCAGUCAUAACGUGGCUAAUAGGCUAGCGUGUCUAUUUAUGUAGCAAGCUAAAAACACGGAGCCUAACGUUAGCUAGCUGCUAGGAGGAUGUCAUGUCAUGCCAUUUUUUCCCCCUCAUAUCGAUUUUCGGUGGCUAUACACAGCUAGAGAUGCAGGUGUCAUUUGGUUAGCUAGCAGGAACUUGAACGACUUAUCAAGCUAGCAUAUCGAUUGCGUUCGCAAAUUCGCAAAUUCACUCUGGCUAUAGAUUUCAGAGCACUCUCGUAUGAGUGUGCCAGAGUGCAGAACAACUGAUCUUCUGUUGCUGACGUUGUUUUCCUCUGUUGGUUGUAGGCGUGAUGCGGGUCAUCUAGCAGAGGAGAACCUUCUACUCAGACAGAAGAUAUCCACGCUGAAGGAAGAGGACCCGAGAGACACCCAAGAGGAGAUGCUGUAAGAAACCUCAUGGUCCUGGGAACCAUUUUUUGUGUUUUCCCCUACACUUCCCUGGUGUAGUGGAGAUUAAACGCAAGUAAAUGCAGUUAACCCACAUUUUUAUUUUAUUUUAUUUUUGCACAACAGUUUACCCACCUUUUGCCAAAAAAAUGCAUUGAAAGUAUAGGGAGCGUUAUUUCUUUCAACGCAACUGCCGAUCAGAGUUUAUCCACCUGAUUUUUUUUUUUUUACCACUACAUCACUGCUAGCACUUACACACCUGAUUUUAAACUAAUCAACUCUCAUCAAGCCUUUGAUUAGUGGAAUCAGGUGUGGUAGUGCUGGGGCAAAAACAGCAACAAUGAUGAUCCUUUGGAUUAAGAAACACUGAGCCCCCGUGUAGCUCAGUUGGUAGAGCGUGGCGCUUGCAACGACAGGGUUGUGGGUUCGAUUCCCACGGGGGGGCCAGUAUGAAAAAUAUGUAUGCACUCACUAACUGUAAGUCUGCUAAAUGACAAAAAAUAAAAUAAAAUAUACAAAUGUAUGCUACAGCUAUUUUUUUCAUUUCAUUGGGUCAUUGAACUCACACUUUCUCCUCCCCUAUCUUAGCUUGAAACUGGAGCAUUUCAGGAAGGAGAAGAUUUCUGCGCAAAGGAAGGCAGAGAGUUUCAAGAGACAGGUAGGACGAGAGUAAAACGACUAACUUUAUUAGCUAUGUUAACUUUAACGUGGUUCUAGGGGGCUGACUUGCAUUGCACUUAAGAACGUUGUUCCUUUGUGCCAACACAGGUAAUAAAUGGCAACUCUAAUAAAUAUAUAUCUGUGUCAAAAAAGGUGCCUUUUUCUCUACAUAGUGCACUACUUUUGACCAGGGAAUAGGGUGCAGGCCCUGAUUUUAAAAAGUAAGGCAUUGUAUAGGGAGUAGGUAAAAAGUAGUGCACUAUAUAGGGAAUGGGGUUGCAGGUCCUGGUCAAAAGUCGUGCACUAUAUAGGGUGCCAUUUUUGGACGACCCCUAAAUCUGCAUUCCCCCCCCCCCCCCCCCCCCCCCCCCCCCGUAGAUCUCGGCGCUUCGUCUCCGCAGGCAGCAGCUGGAGGAUGAGAACGGGCUGCUGUCGGAGAAGAACGCCCAGAAUGCAGCAGGAGUGGAGGGGUUGAGCCAGCAGCCGGGGGAACUACUCAGACAGAGUGAGAGACAGGAGGCUGUCCGAGACCAGCAACGCACUGUACCGGAGGAUGACAGGACCAAGGUAAAUGAUGACAUUAGUUGUUUUUAAAGGGAUGGUUCAGGAUUUUGGCAGUGACGCCCUUUUUAUCUACUUCCCUAGAGUCAGAUGAACACUCGUGGCAAACCCAGUGCCAGGAUAAAGUGACUAAGGGGGGCAGUUGAAAACAGUGAGGGGGGCACAAUUUUGGUGGGAUCCUUGCAUUGGAGUUAUAUAGAAUUCUGCUUAUAUCACGCUGUACCACAAUAAACAAUAAAGUUCAAAUGCCGAGACUCCGAAACCAUUGAUUGAGUGCUUUUGAAGUGACGGGUAGGUGUGAAAUCUGUAUCCUAUCUCUGCUGCGCUGUAUCCACACAAAACAAGGCCGUUAUGGUAAUGAAUAUAGGCUGCAAGAUAGGGUGUUUCACCCCAUUACAAACAUCCUUGUGUGAAUGCGGCCGUACAGCAUAAUGCUUGUUCGAGCUAAAUAGGCUAUGGCUAAUAACACUAAUGCUUUUUACAGCAAGCUGAGAAGCUAACUAAACUCUGUAGUGGUGGGGUGUGAAGCAUCUUCAACGGUAAAUCAAAUAUUACAGGCGGAGGCGGUCCCGUUAUUCACAGCCUACCACAGAUGACAAUCGUUUUUUUUCCAGAUUUUUAUGGAAACCCGAAGGAGUUGUACUGAACCGCCCCAUUGGCUUUCCACGGUCCCCCUACAUGUCCAUGGUGAUGACACGGCGCAGCAGAGAUACAGAUUGUGCACCAACCUGUCACUCAAUCGUUUUUUUUUUCUUUCAAUUUUUCUAUUGGGACAUAAAAUUAAAACUAAGGUGGUGCAAGUUUCAACUGAGGGGGGCUAACAUCGUGGAGCCGGUCCUGUUAUGUCUCUGAGUCCAGUAUGAAGGAAGUUAGAAAUAGUUUAACAAGCCAAACGCUAAUCUAGCGUAAAACAUUGUAUCCACGAGUCCAUCUCACUCUGGGUUUAAGUAGAUAAAAGGGCUUCAUUGCCAAAAUCCCGAACUGUCCCUUUAAGGAUUUUGAUUGUAGUCAUGACCUGUUUUUUCCUCCUCGUUGGGGUCCUAAUGACUUGUUCUCCUGUGUGUCAGAUGGCCGUGUGUGUCUCUGCCCUGGAGGCGGAGCUGACCAACGCUGUGGAGGGGACUGUACUGCUAGAGGAGGGCAAGGCCCAGCUGGUGCUGCAACUCAACGCCCUCAGAGACAAGGUGAGACACGAGUAGAUAAACAUUUAUAUGUAGUACAGGCAAAUAUAUAUAUAUAACUCGUAUUUAUCCAGGUUAGUGUUUAGUAUUUUGCACGAGAGACCUGCAGAGACCCCUCCUAGCAGUGUCUAAUGUAUUAUAUGCUCCCGAGUGGCGCAGUGGUCUAAGGCACUGCAUCACAGUGCUAGCUGUGCCACUAGAGAUCCUGGUUCGUAUCCAGGCUCUGUCGUAGCCGGCCGCGACCGGGAGACCCUUGGGGGCGGCGCACAAUUGGCCCAGCGUCGUCCAGGAUAGGGGAGGGAAUGGCCGGCAGGGAUGUAGCUCAGUUGGUAGAGCAUGGCGUUUGCAACGCCAGGGUUGUGGGUUCGAUUCCCACGGGGGGCCAGUAUGAAAAAAAAUAUAUAAUGUAUGCACUGGAUAAGAGCGUCUGCUAAAUUACUAAAAUGUAAAUGUAAUAUAUGCAGUAUGUUACACGUGGAUGUGUACGGUGUAGGGGUUUUAGGUACAUUAUGGUCAAAUAGUUUAUACGGUACGUCCAACCACACUCCUCUUCGCUGUGUCCAUCUGUAGAUGGAUAAGGUGGGGGCUGUAGAGUGCCAGCUCUCCGUCCUCCUGCAGGAGCACAAGGCUUUGGACAAACAAACCCAGGGAUUACGCAACCAGCUAGCCACGUCUCAGGAGAGGGUAAGGAUGCUCUGUUCAGUCUGUCUGGUCAAUAGUAGUGCACAAUUAUAGGGAAUAGGGUGCCAUUUGGGAUUCACUCUUACGCUACCUUACAGUCAACCACUUUAUGACACGGUUAUUGAUCUACAAUUCAAAUUGUUACCGCUUUCAUUCAAUAUCAUCAUCAAUUAUAAUGUACAGUAUGUUCUAUGUGUGUCAAGCCAAAGACACAUUUCGACAUUGCAGGGACAAUAAGUAUUUCUAAUUAAUUAGGCAAAAUUCACUGUCAUUCUAUGAUUCCUAUUGAUGGUGUGUUUAGUCAAGAUGCUGUCAGUCAGUAUGUAAAAGUAUUGUGUAAAAUUCCGGUAAAUUUCCCAAGUUUCCAAGAAAUCCUGGUUGGAGGAUUCCUGAAUCACGAGGGAAUAAUCAGGAAAACCGGACUCCUCCAACUAGGGUUUCUGGAAAACUGGGGAAUGGUUGGAGGAUUCCUGAAUCACGAGGGAAUAAUCAGGAAAACCGGACUCCUCCAACUAGGGUUUCUGGAAAACUGGGGAAUUUAAGAGAAGUUAGCGGUAUUUUGCAAACCUAUUCAUGACCAAGGUGGUCUCCCUUUCAGACCCAUGUGUUGGAGGAAAGCCUCCAGUCUGUUAACCUCCAGCGCGCCCGUCUCAAGGCAGACCUCCGCGUGUCACAGCAGGAGAAGGACGCCCUCAAACAGGAAGUGAUGUCACUGCACAAACAGCUGCAGAACGGCAACGAUAAGGUGAGGCCUUCUAUGAUGACACGCUGAUUGGUUGGUUGGUAAGUUGAUUGGCUGGCUUCAUGUUGGUUAGUUGAUUGGCUUGCUCCAGGUUGGUCCGUUCUAGUCAUUCUAUUUCUAUAAUUACUAUAACUAACGGUCGGUUGGUAUAGAAAUACUAAAACGGACAUCCAGUCAAAUUGCUGUGGUUUGAGCAGCUUUGUCCCUUCUAGUAUAUUUCUAUGGGUCAGGGAAUGCUCAGUCUCUCAGCUUUGUUUGUUAUUGUGACCUCUGACAUCUGCGUUUUCCUGAAUCAGAACCGGGUUCUGGAGAUGGCCCUGCACUCCAGCGGGUACCAGAGCCAGCACAAGAAGCUGUACCGGGACGAGCUGGCCAGGCUGGUGGAGCAGGAGCUGAGGCAGGAGAACGAGAGGCUGACCAUGGAGCUCCACAACACCAAGGGUGACCUCCACCACACCAGGGACAAGGUGAGAUUACAGAGGGAAUGGAUGGAUGUGACAGACUCGUUCAUCCAUUCAACAAAAUAUAGACACAAUCAAAUCUGACUUGAUGUGCUCUAGGUCUUUUUAAGUUUUGGAGGUUCAGAGGACAGCAUUACAGCCUGUAUCAUCUCCUCAGACGCGGCAGCUGGAGGCAGCCAUCUUAACCCUGACGCAGCGGAAACAGCAGGGCCAGUCCAGCGUGGUGAAGACAGUAGAGCAGGAGAAGACUGCUCUGAAGAGAGAGCUGGACGUGACGCACCAGGAGCUACUCUCUGCUCACAACAAGGUCAUCUAAGGAGGGUCAACUCUUAUACCUGCUCUGAUUGGUUGGCUAGCUGAUUGAUUUGUUGCUUUACACUUUCCCUCUAUAUCAAUAAUAUAUACCUAUGUAGAAAAGGAAAGCAUCCCAACAUCAAUACUUACCUCCACAUAUAAUUCACAAGCAACUUGUAUUUCUGAAGCAGUCAGCUUUUGACACUGCACGUUGUACAGUAUCCGUCUUUCCUUGUUAUCUUAUGGUCUUGGUGUGUUGGGGCUGAUGGUGUGGUGUGUUGGGGCUGAUGGUCUUGGUGUGUUGGGGCUGAUGGUCUUGGUGUGUUGGGGCUGAUGGUCUUGGUGUGUUGGGGCUGAUGGUGUGGUGUGUUGGGGCUGAUGGUCUUGGUGUGUUGGGGCUGAUGGUCUUGGUGUGUUGGGGCUGAUGGUCUUGGUGUGUUGGGGCUGAUGGUGUGGUGUGCAGGUGUGUGAGGUUCAGAGAGAGCUGGAGAGUCUACGUCGGGAGAAUGAGGGUCUGAAGCCCCGACCGGUCCCGGUACAGGCCCGGCUGCUGGAGGUCAGUUCUCUACCAACCUUCUCUAACUUCCUCCUCACUUUUACUCCUCCAAUCUCAUUGCAUCUGGACUUUAAUCUACCAAUCAAACACCUCCUCUUUUUAAUGUCACUUUUCUCCCUCUUCCUUACGCUUCUGUCAUUUUCUAUAGAAAUAGUUUGUUCUUUGUUUUUUUUCAUGUAACACCAACAAUUUUCCAGAAACACUAUAACGGUUGCCUAGCGCUGGCUCCUCCUGUCCCCUCUUUAACACAGCCUCUAUCCAUCUGUCUGUCUAUCCCUCCCAUCCUACAUUAUGUCCCCUGUCACUCCUCUCCCCCCUCUCUCUUUUUCUCUCCCCCCUCUCUCUUUUUCUCUCCUCCCUCUCCUGACCGUCUCCCUCUCCUCCCUCUCCUCACGUCUCUCUCUCCUCCCAGUCUCUCUGUCCUCCAUAUCUCUCUCCUGACUGUCUCUCUCCAUAUCUCUCUCCUUCUCUCUCUCUCUCUCUCUCCAUAUCUCUCUCCUUCUCUCUCUCUCUCUCUCUCCAUAUCUCUCUCCUGACUCUCUCUCUCCUUCCUUCUCUUUCUCCUGACUCUCUCUCUCCUGACAGUCUUUCUAUCCUCCCGGUCUCUAUGUCCUCCCGGUCUCUCUCUCCUGACUCUCUCCCUCUUCCAUAUCUCUCUCUCUCCUGACUCUCUCUCCUUCUCUCUCUCCUGACUCUCUCUCUCCUUCUCUUUCUCCUGACUCUCUCUCUCCUGACAGUCUCUCUCGCCUCCCGGUCUCUCUCUCCUGACAGUCUCUCUCGCCUCCCGUUCUCUCUGUCCUCCCGGUCUCUCUCUCCUGACCGUCUCUCUCUCGCCUCCCGGUCUCUCUCCUGACUGUCUCUCUCUCUCCUGACUCUCUCUCCUGACUCUCUCCUCUCUCCUCCUCUCUCUCCUGACUCUCUCCUCUCUCCUGACUGUCUCUCUCUCUCUCCUGACUCUCUCUCUCUCUCUCCUGACUCUCUCUCCUGACUCUCUCUCUCUCCUCCUCUCUCUCCUCUCUCCUGACCGUCUCUCUCUCGCCACCCGGUCUCUCUCCUGACUGUCUCUCUCUCUCUUUCUCUUCUGACUGUCUCUCUCUCUCUUCUGACUGUCUCUCUCUUUCUUCUGACUGUCUCGCUCUCUCUUCUGACUGUCUCGCUCUCUCUCAAACAUUGUGUUGGAAAUUCCAAAUUGUUUGCAUAAGCAACUUACACACAGCACUGACACGCACACCCUUACCCCACCAUACAUGCAUGCCACCAGGGGUCUUUUCACAGUGCCAAGGUCCAGAACAAAUUCAAGGAAACGUACAGUAUUAUACAGAGCCAUGAGUGCAUGGAACUCCCUUCCAUCUUAUAUAGCGCAAGUGAACAGCAAACCUGGAUUAAAAAAACAAAUAAAGCAACACCUCCCGACACAACGGCUCCUCCCCCAUGUGACCUAAUUGUUGUGUAUGUACUGACAUGUAUGUGUCAACCACACGCUACAUGUUAAUGUUUUGAAAUGUAUGUAAAUUGUUAAGUAUUUUGUCUGUAAUGUUGGACCCAAGUAAGACUAGCAGUCGCUAAUGGGGAUCCUAAUAAAUAAAAUAAAAUCCUCAGUCUCUCUCUCUCUCUCUCCUGACUGUCUCUCCUGACUGUCUGUCUCUCCUCCCUCUCUCCUGACUGUCUCUCCUGACUGUCUGUCUCUCCUGACUGUCUCUCUCUCUCUCCUGACUGUCUCUCCUGACUGUCUGUCUACCCUCCCUCUCUCCUGACUGUCUGUCUCUCCUGACUGUCUCUCCUGACUGUCUGUCUACCCUCCCUCUCUCCUGACUGUCUGUCUCUCCUGACUGUCUCUCUCUCUCUCCUGACUGUCUCUCCUGACUGUCUGUCUCUCCUCCCUCUCUCUUGACUGUAUGUCUCCUGACUGUCUCUCUCUCUCUCCUGACUGUCUCUCCUGACUGUCUGUCUCUCCUCCCUCUCUCCUGACUGUCUCUCCUGACUGUCUGUCUCUCCUGACUGUCUCUCUCUCUCUCCUGACUGUCUCUCCUGACUGUCUGUCUCUCCUCCCUCUCUCCUGACGGUCUCUCUCCUGUUGUUUGCUCUCUCCUGACUGUCUGUCUCUCCUGACUGUCUGUCUCUCCUGACUGUCUGUCUCUCCUGACUGUCUGUCUCUCCUGACGGUCUCUCUCCUGUUGUUUGCUCUCUCUCCUGUCUGUCUCUCCUCCCUGUGUCUCUCCUAACAAUCAGCCUUGUCUCUCUAGGCCCAGCUAGGUGGUCUGCUGCCCUCCUCCCCUCGCAGGAUGCCUGGUGAGUGGAGAGGACAACACUGCGAGGACGACCACAACCCAGAGAACAUACAGGUAGGAGAGAUCAGUGUUCCCCAUCACAUACUGUAGCAGGCUAAUCACACCUCUAACUAUAACUGAAUCCUCAGAUCUCCUUCUUGCUAUUUGAAUCAAUAUGCAGCUGGCAUAUCUGGCGAUCUACAAUCUAGCACUUAGUGAGUGAAGAUACUAUGUUCAACAGUUGUGUACAGUAUCUUCACUCUCACUGUGCUCAACAGUAGAAUACAGCAUCGUUACUCUCACUGUGCUCAACCGUAGUAUACAGCAUCGUUACUCUCACCGUGUUCAACAGUUCAUUACUGCCACAUUCACACUUUAAACAGUCCAUUCUGCAGCUCUUCAUCUGAUCCUGUUGAUUAUGGGACUUACCUGACUUCUGAUCUACCUUGAUUACAGUCCGAUGGGAGCUAAACCACAAACACCUUACCAAAAUGUCUCUCCAUUUUCACUUUGAGGAAUAUAAAUAUUUGAAAAUAGAAAUGCCUCUUGUUUGGUUUGGGUUCUGACAUUUUGUCCUGGUUUCAUCACCACACCCACCGCCUUGCCAUCUUCAUGUUCUCUCACGUGUUUGUAGAGUGUGUAGUGUGUAGUGUGUGUGUGUAGAGAGCGCGUGUGUGUGUGUGGUAGGGCUGACCCCAUUUAGUCGACUGGUCGAUUGUUUAGUCGAUAGGCUUUUGGUCAACCAAGAUGUAUUUAUUUGUUAUGGUGCACAAGCCACCUGUCUGAUUGGUGCCUGUCUCAGUGGACUAAACCAUUGUGGAGGCCACAGGGAUGGCUCAGUCCAUCACUCUAAGACAUGUGAUACUGAAACAGUAGAUGGUUAUAUUAUGUAAAAAUAAUGGCGCAACACUAAUCAAUAUUUUUUUUAUAUAAUAUUUUUUAUUCACAAUGAAUGAAAGAUAACAUUUAAAGACGUUGUACAUUCAAACCCUUUUUGUCCCCCCCCACCACCACCCCCAGAAUGCCUCCAAACACAUUUAAAAAGAAAGGCAAAGUGAUUGAGUUACAUGUCAGAAAACAAAACAAAAGUAUACAACAUUGUUACUUCAAUACAAGCAAAAAUGUAAUAGCCCAACAAUUUCUGGUGAUUUAGGUGAUCUUAUAGGCCUAUAGUAGUAAUCUCAAGGGGUGGGGGUGGAGCCAAGAGUACUAAUCUGGAGGAAGUGUUUGGAGCUGUUCAAAAUAGGAUAUCAUCGGGUCCCAGGUGGAAUAGAAGGAGUUGGUUGACCCUCGAAUGGUAUACUUCAUUUUGUAUAAUUUUAAGAACAGCAUCAGAUCUUUGAGCCAAAGAGAGGCUAAGGGAGGAUUGAUAGAUUUCCAAUCCAAUAAUAUCCUUCUGCGGUCUGUCGUAUCUGAUGAGUGGUGGCAAAUAUUGUUGUCAACACAGAGUCCGUUAUGCUGCAUCGUGUGAGAGGCUUUUAUUAAAAUCACGAGUUUACAGCAUAGGUACAGACCCGCGAUGUCCGGAGAACGGCUCCCCAGAUUGCUAUGGCCGUUCUGACGUUCCUCGCCUAACCCCCUUAUUUAUAAACAAUGAAACUCCCUCAAUCACCAGUCUCCCCUUUAUAUAGCCUUCCAAGAGUUGAAUAGCUCCCUCUACUGUCCAAUCCCCGUAUCUUACAACCCACUUCCUGUCUGUCAUAUGUCAUUAUACUAAACAUUGCCUUUUGAUACUAACAUAACCAACAUUCCAUUUCUUCAUGAAAAACAUUUAACAAAGGCAUAAUCUUCAGAUACUAUAUUCCCCCCUUUCGAGACGAAAUAAACGUCUCGAAAACAAACAGAAUAGGAUUAUGACUAUUAACCAUUUAUCUUAUUGAGUAUCUUUAACAUUAAACCAAAACCAUUCUCCUCUAGAGCGUAAAUACCUUUCUAUGAAAUACCUGUUUAUGAAGUGUGAAUACAUUACUAUGACAUAUGAAGUGUGAAUACAUUACUAUCUUUAUGAAGUGUGAAUACAUUACUAUGACAUAUGAAGUGUGAAUACAUUACUAUCUUUAUGAAGUGUGAAUACAUUACUAUGAAAUAUGAAGAAAUCUCUAUGGAGUGUAAGAGCGAAAAACUGUCUGGCAGCCAUCCAUCCAUAUCAAUCAAGACAGUAAAAUUCUCUCACGGUCCCUCUGCCCCAGGCAACCACCGUCGGUACUCCAGAUAACCUCAUAACUCAUGUAAAUGCAUUUGAAACUAUGAUGCAAUUAAAUACACAUGUAAGCCCCUGCAAACAAAAUCCUAUCCAUAAACAUCCAUUGUACGGCUGGUCAACCCAUAGGACCGUACAAUGAAACUCUCCCUUCCUAGCCUCUCUGUCCCUAAACAUUCACGAAAUAAACAAAAACAUCUAAGAUCCUCCCAUGUAUCCAAUUACAUCAAACAUCAUUCUACAAAAAUUAAUCCCUGAGGCUAUUACACAAUUAUGUAUUACACAUGUCUAUAUUUCAUUGCCGACACUGGAAUGUAGUCCCCUCUUCCAAUGGACUUGUUGAUGAUGGAAUCAGCCACACCCUCCUUGUUUCAUCUCCUCCAGUCAUAUUGUCCCUUCAUAUUGUCUUUGUCUGAAUAUUCCAAUCUCCACAUGUUCUCCCAAAUGCCUCUGGAAUGAAAAGAAACGAAACGACCAAACAGUAUCUUUUGCAAAACAAACACUUUCAAAUUAAACCUCAAUUUCACCUAAGAAUUUUAAAAAAUGAUAUAUAAAUGAUGUAUGAAUCACAUAAACCUAUUCCCCCCUUUGAUUCAUAAAUCAUAUCAAAAUCACCCCAAUAUUGGAAAAAAAAAUCGAAAAAAAAUCAACUCAUAAUUUUUUUUUAUUUUUAUUUAUCCAUCAGUAGUCCAUCCAUCUUCCUCCAGAUCAGGAACAGUCAACACCGGCAUCUGAGUGUUGUCUCCAGGCAUCAUUCUCCAACCUAUCUCAAUAUCAUAGCUUUCUCAAAGAUCAGUAACCAAUUACAAACAUCACACAGUGUUCAUCAAAGCUGAAACUAAAAUCUGACCCAUCACUGCCCCUACUGGCCUAAUUGAUCUUGCAACCAAAUCCUCCAAAUGCAUCCCUUAUAAUGCAUCUAUAACCCCAGUGAUAUUAUCUGAACUAUCUGGACUCAAAAUAUAACUAAUAUUUAUCAAUAUGAUCUUCCCAAAUGUUACACCAUACCAUGAAUAAAGUCUGCCCUUCUCCCUUAGACUUAUCCUUCAAUGAUAGGCUUGAAGCCUAUGACAUGUCACCAUGUCACCCUUUUAACCCUAGAUUUAGCUGUGUCCAGUGCUAUCCCUCUUAUAAUGAUAAAACCUCAUAUGGAAGCUUCAACGUUGACAUGUAACCAAAUCCUGUCCAUCCAUAAUGUAAGAAUAAAUAUACUUUACCAUCACAAACCCCCUCUAAAUAUCUCUAAAAUUCCCCAUAGUCCUAGGCAAAAGCUAAUCUUUUAACCAUCAACGUCCUGCUCUUCUUACUACCUGCUACCUAAAAAGUAACAUAUUUCUCAUUACUACCCUUAAGGUCAUGCUUAUCCAAAGUUAUCAUAUAACAUCACACUCUGAUCUUCCCAUAAACAUACCCCUUACCUCAUAUGUUUUAUUAGAACAAAAACAACUUUUAUCCCUCAAUGUUUCACCUGAAUACUUCAGGAUUCCGUUGUUACCUGAUUUUCCUUUCCCAUUUAACAAUUCCCAUAUUAAUUCACUUAACCCAAUUCCACCUAACCCUAGGCUUAAACCACUGUUCUGACAACUACAUUAUUUUAUCUGUCAAUGACUGUUGCCAAUACCACAGUCAUGACAAAUCAUAAGACUGACCCAUACCUGAUAGAGGCCGCGCGACUGUCUAACACGUUUGGUGCUGGAAUUCUCAACAGACAUGGACCUUCAAGAUUCCUCACUGAUCUUACAGAAUGAGUUAAUAUAUCUCCAAUUUCCACAACAGAAGAACGAGCGGCACUGAUCAGAUACCUCUCCCUGUCCGUCAUUAAAAUCAAAGACCUCAUCCUGUAUCUCCAUGAUGAAUCUAUAUUCUCUCUACUACUCUCUGUUCUCCUAUUUUAACCCUAUUCGUACUAUCAUUGACAGCACUCUCCAUCCGUAACAUAAACCCCUGAGUCCUUCUUGCUAACCCCCUUUAAUUUCAGAACAGUUGUUGUCGAUGCCAUACUCCCUACAUCGUAUCAUUAAUCCCUUCCAAAGUUACCAUUAAAGUAGUUGAUUUAGUUGCUGUAUCAACUCUAAUUACUUCUAGUGCAAAGGUUCCCAUUAUCCUCGGUGUAUUAUCUACUGUUGGAGUGACUACUGUCCAUUCAGUUCUACUCCUCCUGAACUCCCUCAAUGACUGUGGAGGCUACAACAGACCUCAACUCUUCCAUUAUAGGCAUCACUUUAUGAAUUACAUAGCCCUUUAACCAAUAAUUCCUAACCGGAACAAAUUCUAAUGCUUGCACUAGAUAAGUACACAUAUAUUCUCCCUGACCUUUCUCUGUAACAUUACGCAACAUAAGUGAACAGUCACUCCUAACCUCUUCCACUUCAUAUCGUUGUACAAACUAUCCCUCCUUUGACUAGGUGCAACAGCUUCUACUCCUGGUCCUGAUAACAAUACUUAUUAUCCAUAAUUAUCUCUCCAUAUGGGAGGAACGUCCCCAUCCUAAACCCUAAUAAGUAUUUUUCCCUAACAUUGGUGCUGUAUUGGUUCCCUUAUAAUCAAAUGCAAUAUAUUUAUGGCUUUAAUAACUAUCCAUGUUGAAAGAGUUAAAUUGCUUCUCCCUGUUGUUCUAAUAGACUGAAGUGUUAAUGUCCUUAUUUACUCCUAGUUUUCCCCCAGUUUUCCCCUAAGACUUUGAACUCUUUACUUGUACUUCCAUCUAUCACCACUAGUGUCACUUUUUCCCCAAAUCUCAGUCCUAUCUCUAAAUCCCUGACUUUCAAACCUUUGAUUACACAAAAUACCCCUAUAAUUACCUUGAUCUUCCUACUCUACAGUGUCAUUCACCAUUGUUCUCUCUCUCUCUUACUACUAACUUUAAAACUUAGCUUACUGUCUCAGAGUUCCUUCAACCCUAAUCUACUCCUAACUUAUUUUAAUCUAAUCUUUUCUCUCAUAACAUUUAAAACCUUUUCCCCUGAUUUUCACAAAAUCCCUUACCACCAAAUUUGUAGAAUAUGUGAUUGGGAAAGUUCCCCACCUGCUUCUGACUCAUUACACACAGACUUGGCAAAACGUCUAAACACCUUUUAGCCUAGCCUGAAAUCUCUUAGUGUAAGAAUGUAACCCAGAAUAAACAGUCACCCCUUUUAACUUUUCCAGACAGAUUGUCUGACAGUCAUCUAGUGUCCAUCUUAUUGUACAAUUCAAUUCUCUUCCCAACACUGCCAUAACAGUAUCUUCUAAUAUUAGUACCUUAAGAGUAAUUAACCGUUUUACUACCUCAAAUCCCUAUCCUAAUUAGUUAUCAAUUAUUGAGAUGUUUAACCUCUUUAGGUCGGUUGUUUUUACUUCAAUAGUUAGCUAUUUUCUCUUCUUCUCUAAAUCGGUGCUCUCAGCUGACACCCCCCUUCAUCUCUUCUAGAACAGGUGAUCUUCACUUGCUCCUUCAUCUUCCUCUGUUGUUUUCUCCUGGCGCAUUUCCAUCCCAGGUAAAGUCUGAGAGUUGCUGGAAGUGUAGCCGAAAUCUUCCUCCUCCUAAGUCUUCUCAUCCUCUUCCUCUCAUUCUGUGUCUGUCCAGAAACUGAUUGUGGAUAUGGAACAUCUGGUACCCCCCCUUGGCUGGUACAAUUGCAUUUGAUAUUGUUCAGUUGAAGCUGUAACCGUGAUUGUUGAUUUGGUUCAUUCUGAUUCUUCAUAACCAAAAUUUAUUUUCUCCUUCUCCAACUCUUGGGAUUAUUUUCUCAGCAGGUUCUCUUGGUCCUGUUCCUUCUCGUCUUUGACAUAUCAGUAUUCUUCAACCUUAGUUCUAAGUUCUGUCCUCGAAAUAUCAUCUUCCAUCAUCUUCUUACUUUUCUUCUGUGCCAGUCCUUGUAGGACAAACUCCUCUUGAAAAUAAAGCACCUUUAAUCUCCAAAUCUUCAUCGCUUUCUUCAUCUUCAACUUCCAUCAGAGAUCAAAUCUCGCGUAUCCUUCUUCGUUUCUCUCUUGCCAACUUCCUUCUGAUCACAGAGUCAUAUCCACCCAUGCAUAACCUCUUCAUCAUCACUCAUCUUCAUCAUCCUCAUCUUCUUUAAGCUCCCUCUUCUCUUCCAGACAUCACAUUUUCUUCCUUCUGGAGUUCUGGAUUCAUCUUUAUCGUCAUUUCUGCUUGUCCUCUAUCUAUUAUUCGUCUUCUUCAUCUCUGAUGUAACAAUCACCCUCCUAGAUGAUCACUGAAAGCUUCCUUCUCAUAAGGUGAGUGUCUUUCUGCUGAAUCCGUAUGUGAGAAAGGUGUACUAACAUCUGCCAUUAGUCUCUCCUAACACUACCUUAGUUAAAGAAUUACUAUUUUACCCCUAUAUCAAAACUAUCUUAUUUUAGACUGUAUAGCCUAUGGCUUCCCCCCUUAAAUUAUUAAUAUAACCCUAACAACCCCAAAAAAACAACAACAAAAAAAAAGAUUUUUUUUUUUUUCCUCCCUAAAAAUAAAAUAAAAUAAAAUAUGAAUAUUAAAAAAUUCAAUUAAAUGCCUUAUUCAAAAACCAUUUAAUUAAAAAAUUAAAAACCAAUUAAAAACUCAAUUAAAAACUAUGAAUAAUUUAAAACCAAUUUUUAUUCCUAUAUCCUAUGUCACCAACUUAUCCAUUAGUGGUGGCUAUAUUACCACAACCCAUCAACUGCAAGUAAAUGAAGUUAGUCAACUUCAAAGCAAUCCCCAAAAAACAAAGCCUCUAACCCUUCAAUACUACAAUUCCCAUAACCCCUUGUUCUAUCAGAUAAGUUAUCUUAAAUUUACAGAACAAUCCUCAAUCCAUCCUUGAUUCCCAACACAUCUGUAAUCAAACCCCAGUGAUACACAGAGCUUCCAAAAUGCAAUUUUUAAUGAAAUAGUAUUUGCCAAGCCUAUGUAAAAUUGUCAUAACAUCACAUAUUCUGUUAGGAUGAUUUUGUGUACUAGCCUGAUCUGAUCCUCUCGUCUGCCUCGUCACACCUUGUCACGUGACGCACACGUCAGCCCCUUCUCUCUCUCCUCUCGUUCCAUGUUCCUCUCAUAUUUCAAAAAAACAUAGAAACACACACGAUUUCAGCAGUUAAUGCAAUCACUGAGUAUUUCCAACCAUUCAAUAUUCGUUCGUUCUAUUCACUCUAAGACUAAACUCAGAAUUAAAUAGAUCGCUCAAAAACAUUUUUUUAUUUUAUUUUAAUCCGUUAUUUAAUUAUUUAAUUAAAUUUAUUAUAAUCCGCUACCAUAUAUCUAAUUUAUAAAUUCAAUAAGUUACAAAACAAGUUUCAUCUUUAACCAAUCGCAGUUUAAACUAGAAUCAUCGUGUUAAAAUUUCUCCUCUGUCUAUUUUCCCUUGCAGGGUAAUGCCAAAUGGGACCUAUGACCUGUACCCCACCAUUUUGUUUUGUAGGCUUAACUCACCCUCAUGUCGUAGUUUUUAGCCCCGUAGAAUCAACACGUGUCCUAAUCUCGUGUCAUAAACUCCCCCUUUCUGUAGGGUAGUAUCGCAAAAUUAAACGCAUGCGCACAACCAUUCAAAAAUCCCUUCUCACCGUGGAAGGAAGAUUUUCUAUUCUCUCUCUCCCCAAACAGACAAAAUAACAGCCCAGCUGUAACUUCCCUUUUCCCCUUAUAGUCAAACAACAUUUAACAGCGCUCACAAAACAUAUAACCUGACUUAAACACAGAGACAAAUUUAAGAGACUUUAAUCCAUCGCAAUGGAAUCUCUAAGGAUACGUUAGCAUGUAGCACACAACACAAUUAGCCUUAGCCACGAUGUACCAUGUAGCAUGAAACACACUCUAGCAUUCCUUAGCAACGAUGUACCACGUGGCCUGAACCAAUCCAGCAUUAGCCUUAGCCUCUAGCUAACUGCGGUCUACCCAGCCCUAAGUAACCUGCAUUGCGUCUUUAAUUGAGUACUGUUUCGUUUGUCCUAAAUUUAUUCUGCCGUGGGUAUGGCUAUUUCAGUGAGCGAUCCCCCCCAAUGCAACUAUCCCGUCGAACAGAAGUUGAGUAAGCCAUCCCCAAGAAAUGUCCCACCAACCCCCAGUCCCAGACUGAACCUGAACACUCCUAAUGCAUGUCCAGGAUUUUGGCCCACCCUGGUGGUCGCCCCGUUCGUCACGAGGGCUUAUCUAAACCUGCAAUGCCCUAAAGAAUGCGCAUAUCUGAAUUUACCAACCAUUGUCACCCGUUACCAAUGAAAUAUAACCUUAUCAUUGCCCAUAGUUACCAAUGAAAUAACCUCAUCAUUGCCCAUAGUUACCAAUGAAAUAACCUCAUCAUUGCCCAUAGUUACCAAUUAAAUAACCUUAUCAUUUUUCCCCCUAAAUUUCUCAUUGCCACUCGUUACCAAUGAAAUAACAUUUUAAUGCUCUAAAUCCUCAUUGUCUAUCGUUACCAAUGAAAUAUAAACUUCUACCGUUCCUUUUGCUCUAAAUUUGUCAUUGCCCAUAGUUACCAAUGAAAUAACAUUUUAGCAGACUCCAGUCGACCAGCAACAACGCCACCGAGGCCAGGUCAUAUGGAACAUCUCUUCAGUGUACACAAGUCAUAUCCAAUCUAACCAACUCCGAAGCAGUAAGGAAAACUCACCCUUUCGGCCAUGCUUCAGAGAGAGAGUUAGCCUGGCGAUUGACUGAAACAAGGAAGAGACGCAAACCCAGCCCCACGUUGGGCGCCAUUAUGUCGUAUCUGAUGAGUGGUGGCAAAUAUUGUUGUCAACACAGAGUCCGUUAUGCUGCAUCGUGUGAGAGGCUUUUAUUAAAAUCACGAGUUUACAGCAUAGGUACAGACCCGCGAUGUCCGGAGAACGGCUCCCCAGAUUGCUAUGGCCGUUCUGACGUUCCUCGCCUAACCCCCUUAUUUAUAAACAAUGAAACUCCCUCAAUCACCAGUCUCCCCUUUAUAUAGCCUUCCAAGAGUUGAAUAGCUCCCUCUACUGUCCAAUCCCCGUAUCUUACAACCCACUUCCUGUCUGUCAUAUGUCAUUAUACUAAACAUUGCCUUUUGAUACUAACAUAACCAACAUUCCAUUUCUUCAUGAAAAACAUUUAACAAAGGCAUAAUCUUCAGAUACUAUAGGUCUAACAGGGAGGCAAAGGCAAUGGCAUCCAGCUGUCCAUUGGUCAGAGAAGGAUUGUUGUUUGGUACUACAAAAAUAGCAAUUUCUGCACUAGGCUGCAACUUUAUAUCAAAUGCUUCAGAAAGGGUUUUAGAUAUAGUGGACCAAUAAUCUGCCAGACGGGUCAGGACCAGAACAUGUGGGUCAAGUCCCCCCCAAGCAGCCUUUUCCCCUUUGUCACAUGUGCCAUCGAUAUUUGGGUAGAAUUUGGACAAUCUGAUCCGUCGAUAUGAUGUCAUAGUGGAUUCUAUUCGAGAGGCAAGCAAUUUCGCUAAUAUUUUUACAUCUGCAUUUAAAAGUGAGAUCGGUCUGUAUGAGCCCGGGCAAAGAUGCAUCUUUGCUUGGUUUUAACAAAAGUGUGAUCGACGCCUCUGUAUGGUCCCGGGCAUUUUCAAACAUUUUCAAGCAUAAGUUUAGCCAGUUUGGCAGAAAACUUAUAGUAGAAUUCGAUUGGGUAGCCAUCUGGGCCAGGGGAUUUCCCACUUUGCAUUGCUGUAAUUGAAUUAAUAAUCUCCUCUAACUGCAAAGGUUGAUCAAUUUCCUCUCUCUUCUCUGUACUAAUGGUAGGAGUUUCCAAGUUGUCAAGAAAAUCAUUCAUAAUUGAAUUGUCUUCAGGUGAUUCUGACGUGUAAAGAUCUGAAUAAAAUAAAAAAGGAAAGUAUUAUUGAUUUCAGUGGGACUAACUGUUAAGACACCCGAGGUGUUUUGAAUUUGAGGGAUCAGCUGUGAGGCAGAUUUGCACUUGAGUUGAUGAGCUAGAAGUCGACCAGCCUUUUCUCCAUGUUCGUAAACAAAACCACGUGAGCGGAGUAGCUGCUUCCCAGCCUUAUCUGUGGAUAGUAAAUUGGACUGAGUUUGAAGACUCAGCCUUUCUUUGGAAAGUUCUGGUGAUGGAGAGGCGGAGUAUUUGUUGCUCUAAUUCCAGAAUUGCGUCGAUCAGCUGUUUAAUUGUCCGUUGUUUAUUGAGAAGAGGGGAAUAGGAAAUUAUUUCGCCUCUAAGAACAACUUUAAGUGUUUCCCAAAGUGUAGAUGGAGAGAUCGAUUCUGUUUUAUUUGUCUCAACAAAGACAUCAAUCGCAUUCGAUAGAAUGGUGCAGAAUGAAUUGUUUGAAAGUAAAGAUGAGUUAAGUCUCCAUGGGGGGGCGAUCUGUAUAGUUCAAUGAGAGGUCGAGCGACAGAGGAUCGUGGUCACUAAUAACAAUGGCAGAGUAUUCUACUUUCUUAACAGAGGGGAGAAGGGCUUUAUCUACGAAAAAGUAGUCUAUUCUAAAAUAGGAGUGGUGCACAUGUGAAAAGAAAGAAAAUUCUUUGUUACUGGGGAAAAGGAAUCUCCAUGGAUCUACACAUCCCGUCUGGCUCAUAAACGCAGACAAAGUGCUGGACGUUUGAGGGAGAUAAUGAUCGAGGGUUUGGAGGCGACAAUUCAAGUCGCCUCCAAAAAUUCAAUAGUGUGAGUUGAGAUUUGGGCAGCCAAGAAAUACGUUUGUUAAUAAACUCCAACAUCAUCCCAAUUGGGAGCAUACACAUUUACAAGCAAAACAGAGGUGUGAAAGAGAGAACCAGAUACCAUAACAAAAUGCCCGUGUGGAUCCGAUAUUAUAUCAGCAGCGGUAAAUUGUACUUUCUUUCUUCUAUGAAUAAGUAUUGCUGUUCCCUUUGCCUCAGCAUUGAAUUUUGAAUGGAAUAUUUGUCCUACCCAAGCUUUACGGAGUCUACCAUGAUCUGCUGUACACAGAUGUGUUUCUUGUAGAGAAGGCUAUAUCGUUUUUUUUUUAUUCUUAAGAUGAGCAAAUACUCUAGCCCGUUUAACCGGGCCGUUCAUUGCCUUGACGUUCCAGCUUGUAACUGACACCCCACAACUCCCACCCCAAUAUCUGAAUUGUUAGUCAUUAAAAUUUGAGAUUACUAAAUUAUAACCGGAAUAGAGAUGAAAGCCCUUGCCUUAGCCGAAUUGUCUAAGAAAAUUGAGGAGAGGAAACCCCCAUUUUAAUUGCGUCUAUAAUCAAUAGCCUAACUGUUAUAUGUGCCUGGCUUUAUAAAUGAUCCAUAUAUAUCUACGGAAAUAAGACUGAUCCUGCUUCUGUUGCCUGUUUUGAGUGUUUGUUUAAUAGCCUACUGAUUCAGUGAGCACCAAGCCUCACGCAACGGCAAAAUGUCGGAUAAAACAAUUUCACAGAUUCGGCUGUUUUUAAUCAUUGCUAUGCUGUAAUAAAGGCUUUACCAAAAAAAUUAUAAUUUUUAGAACAGACUGGUAUUACUUAUAAUUUUAUUUAGUGUUUACACUGUUCCAAACGGGCAGAAAAAUAAUGUUGUAAUCUAACAGCACCUGUUUGUCACACACAAUAUGCACGCAGCUCUCGCUCCUAUAUCCUCCUUUUUCUCAUUAUUAUUAUUAUUAUUAUUAUUAUUAUUAUUAUUAUUAUUAUUAUUAUUAUAAUAAGUAAAGUCAUUAUCAUUAGUAGGCUUAGUAUAGCAGCCUUGUACAACCACCAUUGAGCUCUAGGCCUAAGAGCGCGUCCUGUUCAGUCUUAAUACCGUAACUUACUUAGGCCUAUUUUUAAAUCAAUCAUUAAUUCGUUAAUGCCAUCACACAGCAUACGAGACGUUCACGCUUUGAAAUGCAAUCAAGCAUUUUAGUUUUUUUUAAUUUAAAUAACAAAGGGAGCUUAGAAUAAUUAUCCUAAACAAUAAAUACACUGCAAUUCACGGAAGCAUGCAACUGUUUUUAGUCUGCCUUUUAAUAAAGGCUUUGUCUUUUUUUUAAAAAUUAGAACAGACUCUCUGGUACACUUAUUUAGUGUUUACACUGUUACAAAAGUUCAGAAAAAGUAAUAAUAUUGUAAUCUAACAGCAACUCACGUAGCGCUUGCUGCUAUACCCUCCUUUUUCUUGAUAUCCAGUCAUUUCCACAACUAAGUCAAAUGUCUUCCACAGAUCUGACUUCCCCUUUCCCGCCCGUUUUCGAGUUUUCUUUUUCACGUCCUCCGCGUCCAUUUCGCUGUCACGUGUUACGGUGUUCGGAGUUUGUUAUAACCAAUUUAUUGAUGUGAUUCUGAUAGGCUAUAGGUCAGGCCCUAUUGGUCACGUGCACGCGACGCUUACAUGUUUCACGUAAAGACAGCAAAGGGUUGAGGGGAAUAGGGAAUUUUUCUCCUAAACAAAUGAGGGAUUUCGGUAAAAGAACUUUUCAGUCAGAAACAAGUAAGAAACUAAAAUGGCUGAAAUUAUGUUGCAGCUUCAGCACGGACAGCGCAGUAAACACUUUCUGUGAUGUGGUGCCUUUUCUCUGCAGUAGGGAGGAGAGCGAGACAACGUUUGCCAGUCACACAGGCACUCUGUCAUUUUUAUUUAACACAGUGUGACCAUCGGGCUCUUGAGUCAUUUGUGUUUUAAUUAUUUAAUCAAACAGUGUGCAUAUAGCAUCAGACAUGCAUACAGUGAGGGGGGAAAAAGUAUUUGAUCCCCUGCUGAUUUUGUACGUUUGCCCACUGACAAAAACAUGAUCAGUCUAUAAUUUUAAUGGUAGGUUUAUUUGAACAGUGAGAGACAGAAUAACAACAAAACAAUCCAGAAAAACGCAUGUCAAAAAUGUUAUAAAUUGAUUUGCAUUUUAAUGAGGGAAAUAAGUAUUUGACCCCUCUGCACGUUUCGCCAGGUUUGCACACAUCUCAGGAGGGAUUUUGUCCCACUCCUCUUUGCAGAUCUUCUCCAAGUCAUUAAGGUUUCGAGGCUGACGUUUGGCAACUCGAACCUUCAGCUCCCUCCACAGAUUUUCUAUGGGAUUAAGGUCUGGAGACUGGCUAGGCCACUCCAGGACCUUAAUGUGCUUCUUCUUGAGCCACUCCUUUAUCGCCUUGGCCGUGUGUUUUGGGUCAUUGUCAUGCUGGAAUACCCAUCCGCGACCCAUUUUCAAUGCCCUGGCUGAGGGAAGGAGGUUCUCACCCAAGAUUUGGCGGGAGAUGGCCCCGUCCAUCGUUCCUUUGAUGCGGUGAAGUUGUCCUGGCCCCUUAGCAGAAAAACACCCCCAAAGCAUAAUGUUUCCACCUCCAUGUUUGACGGUGGGGAUGGUGUUCUUGGGGUCAUAGGCAGCAUUCCUCCUCCUCCAAACACGGCGAGUUGAGUUGAUGCCAAAGAGUUCGAUUUUGGUCUCAUCUGACCACAACACUUUCACCCAGUUCUCCUCUGAAUCAUUCAGAUGUUCAUUGGCAAACUUCAGACGGCCCUGUAUAUGUGCUUUCUUGAGCAGGGGGACCUUGCGGGCGCUGUAGGAUUUCAGUCCUUCACGGCGUAGUGUGUUACCAAUUGUUUUCUUGGUGACAAUGGUCCCAGCUGCCUUGAGAUCAUUGACAAGAUCCUCCCGUGUAGUUCUGGGCUGAUUCCUCACCGUUCUCAUGAUCAUUGAAACUCCACGAGGUGAGAUCUUGCAUGGAGCCCCAGGCAGAGGGAGAUUGACAGUUAUUUUGUGUUUCUUCCAUUUGCGAAUAAUCGCACCAACUGUUGUCACUUUCUCACCAAGCUGCUUGGCAAUGGUCUUGUAGCCCAUUCCAGCCUUGUGUAGGUCUACAAUCUUGUCCCUGACAUCCUUGGAGCGCUCUUUGGUCUUGGCCAUGGUGGGGAGUUUGGAAUCUGAUUGAUUGAUUGCGUCUGUGGACAGGUGUCUUUUAUACAGGUAAAAAGAUGAGAUUAGGAGCCCUCCCUUUAAGAGUGUGCUCCUAAUCUCAGCUCGUUUCCUGUAUAAAAGACACAUGGGAGCCAGAAAUCUUUCUGAUUGAGAGGGGGUCAAAUACCUAUUUCCCUCAUUAAAAUGCAAAUCAAUUUAUAACAUUUUUGACAUGCGUUUUUCUGGAUUUUUUUGUUGUUAUUCUGUCUCUCACUGUUCAAAUAAACCUACCAUUUAAAAUUAUAGACUGAUCAUUUCUUUGUCAGUGGGCAAACGUACAAAAUCAGCAGGGGAUCAAAUACUUUUUCCCCCCUCACUGUAUGUAGUUGAUUUUAUUCAAACACAUAUAGUGUGUCUAUAUAUGAAGAAAAAAAUGUUUAAACAUUUCGACCAAUCGAUUGGUCGAAAGAAAAGGACGACCCUCGGCGACCAAGAUUUUUUGGGGGGGUCGGGGACAGCCCUAGUGUGUGGCAAGUGUACCUUCUGGGUUUGGUUGUUUUUAUCUAGAUUCUAGAUUCACCAUGUCUGUCACUUUCUACUCUAAUGGGGUGCUCAGAUUGCACAGUAUAUCUCUGGCACCGAGUUCUUCAGUUGUCCCAGACAGAGGUCACUAUUUAAAGUCGCGCUAAUUGCGUAGUGCAAUUAGACUAGAGGACUGGAUGGAGGGGUGAGCCCUGGUGAAGUGUACCUGCCUUCUCUCUCCAGGGUGCUGCAAUGCCAAAACAGAGGGCCGCUCAUGCCGACAGCUACCGGAGGAUCGGUGGACUCUGA
Messenger RNA from Coregonus sp. 'balchen', 29689 nucleotides. The record is from the annotation of a GenBank genome assembly. Lineage: Eukaryota; Metazoa; Chordata; Actinopteri; Salmoniformes; Salmonidae.